This is a messenger RNA of Funneliformis caledonium, 804 nucleotides long. The record is from the annotation of a GenBank genome assembly. Lineage: Eukaryota; Fungi; Glomeromycota; Glomeromycetes; Glomerales; Glomeraceae.
AUGAAAGAAGUGUUUCAAAAGGAUAACAAACGUAAUAAUGAAGACGUUCAAUUUACGGAAAGAAACCCAAAAAUGCCACGUAUGGAUGAUUCAUCCGAUGAUACAUCUUCAAAUUGCAUAAAGCCUGAAGUAAUGAACGAAGAUCUUAAUAAAGAUGUUUUCGAGAGGGAUUACAUCAAAGAUAUAUUUAACGUAUCUCAAGUUUUCGAAGAUUUCUCCCCAUUAAUUAAAACAUUCAUUUCAAUAGGAAGAGAGAUUAUGGAAAUAUAUGAACAAGCCGAACAUCAUAAAGAAUUAUGUAGUUUCCUUUUACAAAGGUGUAAUUGCGCCAUGGCCGCGGUACAAGAUUUAAAAAUUAGAAAAACGGAAAAUUUAAUUUUUUUCUCCAAAGAGGAAAAUAAAAUUUUAUUUGAGGGAUUUAUUAUUUGUAUACGUGAUAUUAAAAACUUUAUAAAAAAGAUUAGUCAUUUAAGUAAAUUAAAGAGAUUAUUUUACGGUAAUAAUAUUGAAGAAACUUUUACGGAUCUUUUAACGAAAUUUGACGGGUAUAUGAAAAAUUUAAAUUUUUCUUUCACCAUACAAACUAGAGAUGAAGUUGCAACCAUAAGAUAUGACCUGAGUCAAAUUAAAGAGAUCUUGCUUCACGUUUAUGGUUUACCUGACGAUAAAAAUUUUUUAAACAGAAUGGAUUUGGUAUUUAAGAAAAAUAAAGAAUUUCAAGAACAAAGCAAACUAAAAAGUUUACAUUCAAUUGAAGUGAAUGAACCACUACUUGAUGGAAGUCAAUAUCAAAAAACAAACUGA